AUGAUAGUUAGAUCAUAUUCAGUCGAGGGUCAAGCGAGUCGUAGUGACGAGCAUUCCUUGUUUUAUAGUGAUGAAAUUUCAAAAUCAAUUGAACAUGAUUCACUUUCAUUUCAAUUAACUCGAUUAAAAGCUUCAACUGAAUCAACUUCGGAAAAUGGUGAUCAUCAAUCGGUUUCACCAAUAUCUUCAACAUCAAGUUAA
Rotaria sordida is the source of this 201-nucleotide messenger RNA. The record is from the annotation of a GenBank genome assembly. Lineage: Eukaryota; Metazoa; Rotifera; Eurotatoria; Philodinida; Philodinidae.